Messenger RNA from Nicotiana tabacum (common tobacco), 2648 nucleotides. The record is from RefSeq and is a predicted model, not a curated record. Lineage: Eukaryota; Viridiplantae; Streptophyta; Magnoliopsida; Solanales; Solanaceae.
AAGCUAUUGCAAACUUAAUCCCCUCAUCAUUUUGUAACCGGAAAAUGAAGACACUGUUUUGGCGGUGUCCCUCCAAAGAGAAGACUGUUGACGAAUCCUAUAAAUACCACGUCUUCUUCAUAACUAGGAAUUAGGGUUCAUAAAUUCUCUACCAGUAGAACUCUUCUGCUUCUAAACCUAGACGAACUCUGAAAUUCAAAAUACUCUGAAAUCGCACGCAUACGGUAUUCGCAUUCAAAGUUCGAAGCACAUUCACGAAUCUGCUUGAAUGAAUUCGCAUCUCCUUUGAGGUUCUCUUCUCAAUUGAUUGAAUUUAUCGUAAAUUUCCGCGUUAAUGUCUCAUUUUCAUAUAUGUUAUCCGAUUUUUGCGCCUCUGUUCUGAUUCAGUAAAGUUUUAACAUUUGGCGAGAGGUCAAACUCAAAACUCAAAUCUCAAAAGUGAGCGAACUGAUUUUAGGUUUUAAUAUGUUCAUUUGACAUUCUAUCUUGUUAUUAAAUCAGUUAAUUUUUUUGAAUUUUAUGUGCUUCUGAAUUGUGAUCGCUAGAAUUCCGAUGAAUUUUUCACGGUUGAUUAGAAAAACCCAGAUCUUACUGAGGUUCUCUUCUUAAUUAAGUAUUUAUCCUAAAUUUCCGAAUGAAUUUAUUAUUCUCAUGUAUAUUAUCUGAUAUUCCGACUCCAUUUCUUCUACCAAUAAAGUUUGGAAAUUUGGCGGGAGCUGAUACUCAAAAAUCGAGAUCGAAAGUCAGAGCGAUCAAACUUUAGUGUAAAGAUGUUUAAUUAAUACUGUUCGAUUUAAAUUAGGGUUUUAUUGUAUAUUAUAUGCUUGUGGUUUGUGAUUGCAGAAGAAUUUGAGGAAAGUAUGGAUUUUUUCUACGGUAACAGUAACGAUUCGCAAGCUUCCAAAGUCCAGUCCUUGGAUGUUUCACCAAUCAACUCUCAAAACUUCAUCGGCCGUGGCCGUUUUUAUCCUGGACCAAAAACUCGGAUCCUCAAUCCUUACGCUUCUUCAGAUAGUUCUGGUAGUUCUUCCAAUAGAGUACUCUCUCCGCUAGCCCGAUACCUUCAUUCCAGCUCACCGGUGUCGUUUGCCAGCGAUUCGCCGGAGCGUCGUUCUCUGGUCAAUACUAGCAGCGGAAGCAGAAGCGGUUCCGGCGGCGGCGGCGUUUUCCGUUCGCCUCUAGCUUCGAUUGAGAACAUCGAGAUUCCGACGGCGUUCAGGACUCCGGUGAAAGUCGAAGAGGAUGUGGUAGUCAUGGACGGCAUUCUCGUUGAGCCGAAACAUGGCGCAAGAGCUAAAUCGUUGCCGUCAACGUCAGAUUCCGGCGGAAGGUUGUCGUCGUCAACAUCAGGAAGUGAAAAUAGCUCUCACAAGUCGGAAGUUUGUCGGUGGUGGGGUGAUACCGGCACGUGCCGCUUUGGUUCCAAAUGCCGGUUUGUACACGGAAAAGAAGAUUUACGCCCAACUGCUUUCGCCAACAGGAAUCAUUCUGAGGCACUGAGCAGCAGGUCAUACAGUUCAGGAUCACGUGCAUAUGGACCGAGGGGCCGAUCUGUUCAUCACCAGGUCCACUCAGCCGCAUCUUCAACAGAAUCAGCAGCAAUGGCCACGCCUACUACUGUUAAAAAAGUCGUGUCUACUAAAGACAAAGAGCCCCCAAGCAGCGACAGUAGCCCCAGUUCCACCACCUCCACAAUUGUUAUCUCUGGCACUGACUGGUCUCCCCUGGAUGAUAAUAUCGAGGUUUCUUUGCCUUCUUCUGGUGAAAAAUGUCCUUCCAGGGAAGAUGUUAAUGCUCAUAUACAGACUGUUCUCUAUGGUCUUUCUGGAAGGAAGAGAUUGCCGGUAUUUGUUGAAUUUUCUGAGGAGUAGCUGUGCCAUAUUCCCAAGUCUCUCUUCUUACCAUCAACUACCAAUAAGGUAAUCAAGAGCUGUUAGUUACUUCCGUCGUGUUCAAAAGUGUUGUAAUUGCUUUUGCUGCGCUGCAGAUUAGACAAUUCCAGGAGUAGUACUAUCAUAACAAAGACAAUAUACUGUCAAAUAAUAUCUAGGAUUUGAAUAGACAAUUGGACGUGGAUCAUACAACAUAGAAUUGCUGAGUGUUUGGCUGAUACAGAAUAAAACAGGGAACAUACCAAUAGUUGAUCUGAAGUGCAGGGCUGCAGGGGUCUGGCCCCAAAUGAUCUCAGUUUACCCAAAUCAAGAUGUUCGAUAUUCUUGUUUGUGAAUUUGCUUCCUGUGUUGAGUUUUUGUAUGAAAAAUCAACAGAACAUCACCUACAUAUUGCAGCUGAUAGUUCCUGAAUACUCUGAGAACUGUUUGAUUUAAGGCAAUUAGGUUCAAAUUUACCAAUAAAUGAAAGUGAGAUGCUGUGUUUUAGAAAGAAAAAAAAGGAAAGAUAGUUGCUUUUUCAAUACAUCCAUCAGCUGAGAGGUACUAAAUUUGCCCUGAUCCUUUCAAGAUUGUUUUUAGGUAUAACUUCACAACUGUACAAUUUCUUUUGUUAUGCUAGUAUUUUUCAUUUCACACAGUAAACAGGUGAGAGAAAUAACUUGCUCGAGGUACAGGAAAACACUAGACUCAAAUUCGUAAUAAAGUAUUCAAAUUGUGACGUGUUGACUAUAUAAGAGAGCAAGGAUUUAAGUUCUA